This is a messenger RNA of Perca flavescens (yellow perch), 2233 nucleotides long. It is a transcript of the gene vgll2a, whose product is annotated as vestigial-like family member 2a. Lineage: Eukaryota; Metazoa; Chordata; Actinopteri; Perciformes; Percidae. Gene Ontology annotation, biological process: regulation of DNA-templated transcription. Gene Ontology annotation, cellular component: nucleus. The coding region runs from base 150 to 1004 and encodes 284 amino acids. The record is from RefSeq and is a predicted model, not a curated record. The transcript is spliced from 4 exons.
GUAAAGAGUGCAGAGCAGAGCAGCGCAGCGCAGCAGAGAGACUCUCUACAGCCUACUGUGUCCUUCACCUCCGGGAUUACCGUUUUCUCUCCGUCUGAACAGACCUGCGCUCUAAAUGAAGCUUGGUUCUUCUCCGUGAUUUCUUCGCCAUGAGCUGCCUGGAUGUGAUGUACCAAGUGUUCGGUCCUCAGCCUUAUUUCAGCUCCUACAGCCCUUAUCACCACCAGAAACUGGCCUUGUAUACCAAAAUGCAAGACCCCCAGGACAGCGGCAGCCGGCUCGGACCCCCGGGCCCCCCGUCCAUCAAAGAGGAGGACAAGGAGCUGCCGCCGGGAGCCGAGUACCUGAGCUCCCGCUGCGUCCUCUUCACUUACUUCCAGGGAGACAUCAGCGCUGUGGUGGACGAACACUUCAGCCGAGCCCUCAGCCACACAACCGCGUACCCUGCCUCAAGCAGCCACAAGGCCGUCAGAGAUGGAUCAUUCCCGAUGAGCCAGAGAAGUUUCCCUCCGUCUUUCUGGAACAGCUCCUAUCAGCCGUCAGUCUCCUCUACGCUCGGCAGCGCUCUGUCAGCUCCUCACACAGAGCUCCCCUUCCCUGGGGACCCGUACUCCUCUGCCUCCCUGCACACCCACCUCCACCAGCCCAGCCCUGACUCCUGGCACCCAUCCCAUCACCACCACCACCCGUACUCACUAGGGGGCACUAUAGGCAGCCAGGGCUCAGUAUACCCGCGUCCAGGGGUUCACGAGAUGUACGGCACGGCGUUUGACCCACGUUACGGUUCUCUGUUGGUGCCAUCAGUGAGGCCUCAUCACCGUCUCACGUCCAGCAGCUCGGUACCGGGACCCAGCGCCUCGCCCUGUGACCUGGGAGGGAAAGGGGAUUCAGGGACGGGUUCGGCCUGGAGUGGCGCCUUCACUGGAGCCGGAGCAGAAAUCGGACUCAACAUGGACACAGGUCUGCAGGCACAGGAUAAGAGCAAGGAUUUGUAUUGGUUUUAGACACUGCUGAGACUCUUCCCUCCAGCUUCACUCCUACUUCAACUGUAGCCUCUUUCCUAUACUCCUCCUGCUCUUCUCUGUUGCUCUGCUGCUGUUAUGGGAUGUCUGAGAGAGAAACUGAAUAUCAAUCAGACAGCAGUUUUGUGCUGUAACUGCUUCUGGUCUACUUGCAGCUCGUUGUUACGGAGGACUUUGCAGCAGCAGUACAGCCCUGCUAAGCUGAAAGCUGACAGUGUGGAUACAAAACGAGCGUGGAAACAAAAGCGAACUCACGGAGGAGACAGAGAAUCUGGCCUUGACGGAUGUGGACAAAGACAAGACUCUUUGUGCUUCUAUAACAGGCAGGGACAACAUUCCUAAACUUGAAAAAGUCUGGGGACAGACAGACAGAGACAUGUGCUGUCAAACUCCAAAGACAAUCGCUUGAAGGACUUGGCAGGACUUGCCUCCCUGGGACAACUGGGCAACAGACACUGGGAGUGUUGUGGCUGGAGGAAAGGCUGUGCUGGUGUUGAGGAGGCCGCACAGCAAGAAUUUGGCAGACUGUGAAGGCAGGAGGAGUCCAAACACUUUGGUUUACAUGGAGUAUUGGUUCAAUGUUAACUGAAAAAAAACACUGUCAGUAUUUUAUGGCACUGUACAAGUUAAAUUAAACAGUUCUGACUGAUAACAAAAGAUAUUUAAGUUAUGAUUUGAUUUUGUAAGUGUUUCAAUUAACAGCUGCAACAACUUUACAGCUGUGUCCCUAUUCCAUACUGUGUGGAAGCAGAUUUUUUGCACAAAAAGUGUCCUUUAAAAAGUCAGUAAGCAUAUGAAAUUAUGUAUGAAACUCUUGAUGUAUGAGUAAGCAGUUGAUGGUCGCCAUUGUCCCCGCAAUGCAAUGCACAAAACACAUGGAGGGGCUGCAGACAGCUGCAAAAAUAUAUACAUAGGUGAAACUACUCCAGAAUAUCUUAGAAAACAGAAAAAUUUCUCUUUGUGAAUUUUAAUUGGCAGUGGCAAAGUCACAGUUUGACUGACAUGCAUUUAGGGCACUUACUUCUUCCGUUCCUGUUAGUACAUUUGAGUAUAGUGAUUUCUGGCAUGCUAAGUUCCCAUAUUAGAAUUUGCAUAUACAGUAAAGUAGACCAUAUGGAUACUGUUUACAUGUAGUAUGGAAUUGGGACACACUUUUCUCAGUAGGAUGUUACAAUGACUGGGGAGUCAGCAUAUAUUUAGUGAUUUGCAAG